Monosiga brevicollis MX1 is the source of this 3387-nucleotide messenger RNA. RefSeq lists its product as uncharacterized. The transcript is spliced from 5 exons. The record is from RefSeq and is a predicted model, not a curated record. NCBI's taxonomy places the organism in Eukaryota, Choanoflagellata, Craspedida, Salpingoecidae. Bases 1 to 3387 code for a protein of 1128 amino acids.
AUGAGCGAGAUGCGCCAAGCAGCGAGCAUGACCAUGGCCACACCCGUAGUCACAGCCGAGGCCGCAACCAAGGACAUCACCGCCAUUCAAGCACUAGCCGAAGCCCUAGCCCUGACAAAAGCUGCCACAACACAACUGACCGAGCUCUUUCACAACGCCAAACUGCGCCUGCCCAGCCAUCUCCAGCACUCGCUCAACGGCGUCACUUCGCUGGACGCCAGCAGCUUGCUGGUCACCCCGAUCGAUGGGCUGGGCGAGGUCCUCAAUACCUGUGCAAGCGCAGCUGCUGCUCUGUCCGUUGGCCUGACACAAGCCAGUCGCCAGCUCAAACGGGACCAAUCAGCACAGCAAGAGGCUUCGGAUAGUACUCGGCAGUUGGACAAGCGCCUGCGUUCUGCUACCGAAGAGGUGCAGCACUUGCAGGCCGACCUGGCGCUUGCCCAACGUGAGCGAGACCAAGCACAAGCCGCUUUGACCGAGGCUAAGGAAAAGACUAAGAGCUAUCGUGUCAAGCUUCUUGAUCUCAAGCAAACUACCACCUCUUCCUUGGCCGAAUGGGAGACUGAGCGGCAAAGCUUCAACCAGGAGCGCCAACGCCUCGUGGCGGAGCGCGAUGAUCUCACUCAACAACUGCGUAGCCUGCGCCUCGAUCAGGACAACACUGAGAAGCGGGCACAGCGCCUGGAACGCGAGUGCAACGAGGCACGAGCGCGCGUGAGUCGUCGCGAUGCCGCUCUGCAACAGCUGGAGCAGCAGCUUCAAGCCAAUCGCGCGGCUACCGAGCCCAUGAGCCUGGCUCCCGUGCGUCCAACGAGUCCGCGACUGGGAGCCGAGCAAAUGGAGACCCUGCGUGAGAUGCAGGCGGCGCUGCAAGAGCUGGCAGACGAGCAUGCACACUUUCGUCGCGGGACAGCAGUGGCCCUGGAUGGUUAUGGUGACCAAGUCCGUGCAACCAUUAGCCAUGUAGUCCAAGCCACCCGCGCAGGGCAGGAGCAGCGCGCAGCUCAAGACCGAGCCACCCUCACAGCCGAACGGGAUCAGCAGCGCCGACUGGCUCGAGCACGCCAACGUGAGCUUGAGGACGCUCAGCGCGAGUUGGAGGCACUACGUUCGCAGUCUGCAACCAGUGAUGCUACGCUUCAGCGCAUGCAAGAAAAGCUUAAUAAUCAGCCUCAGCUGGUUGAGGAGCUCAAAACGCUGCGCCGAUCCCUGGCCAGCUCAGAGGCGGAGAGCCAGGCGCAGAGGGAGCGCCUGGGCCGACUGGAGACUGAGUUGACCACGGCUCAACGCGAGGUGUUGAGUCUCCGCACUGACUUGGCACAAGCUCAGAGCAAUGUGGAUAGCGCAACGCGACCCGUCAGCCCCGUCAACGGCCUUUCCCACGCCAAUGGCGCAGCUUCACAACUACAAGCGCGCCUGUCUGGACUGGAAGGUCAGCUACGCGAGGCAGAGGCUGCGAAUGCUCGCGCAGUGGAACAGAUGUCAGCCGAGCAAAUUCGUGCCACGCAAGCUGAGGUAGCGCUGCGUGAACUCGAAGCUCGAAUGCAACGAGCCACCACUGAGGCUGAUACUGCCGCGGAAUCUCAGCACCACGAGGUAGCAGAGCUUCGCGCGCGCUUAGUGCAAUUGCAGAGUGAGCGGGAUGCGCUUGCGGCACAAUGCGAAGAACAUGCCCAUAAGUGGGCCCUUCUUUGCGAUACGCUGCCUGAUUUCCUGACCCACUGCCAGCCUGGAAUAAACGCGGAGUCCGAGAGCCUCGUGAUUCAGGGCCUGCACGAUUGGUCCCAGGCUUUGAGUCUGCGUGAAAUGGUGGUAGUGGCGCGCGAGCAGGACGUGGCAGCACUGGAGCAACAUGCAAGCAGCUUGCUAAUGGCAGAGUCAAGUUCGUGUGCUGAGCUGACCGCCACGCUGCACGAUCGGGACAACGCGAUUGCUGUGCUGCAGCAACAAAUGACAACGCUGCAUGCUAGCCUGGCCGAAACCGAAGCGGCUCUGGAAUCGUGCCGUGCAGGACCUGAUGCGGCCCUUAUGCAAGCUUACAUGGAACGUGAGGCCGCUCAGCGAGCCCAGGCCACCGCUGAAGCUAGCUGUGCUCUAAAGCAGCGAGAGCUGGAUGACCUGUACGUCGAGCAGACCAAUUUGCAAACGCAGCUGAAGACUGCAAAUGAGGAAGUGCAGCGACUUUGCGAACAGUUGUCGGCGGCUCAACGCGAAAUCGCCUCAACCCAAGACCACACCGCUGCGCAACAGCUCGAAUUAAAUACCAGCGAGUCAGCGCUGAAGCAGGCUCGUGAACAGUUGGCUUUGAGCGCAACAGAACAAGUCGAACUCACGGCGAAGCAGCAAGCUUUGCUUGUUCAGAUCGAGGAGUUGACUGCGGCGAUGAACGAGGCAGCUGCAAACCGGAAUGCCCUGCAAAGUGACCUGGAAGGGGCAGAAGCGGUGCAAGCCACGCUUCAAGCUCAGGUGGACAAAUUGUUGGCCGCGCAGGAAGCCUCGCACGCGGACGACGCCUCGGCACAUGCCCAGCUGCUCGCCGAGCGUGAUGCAGCGCUCGAGGCCUGUGCCGAGGCACAAGCAAAGCUAGCCAUUACCCGGGCCAAGCAAACAGAAGUUAUUGCCAGGUGCGAGGAAUGGCGUGCCCGAGCGGAAGAUCUUGAUAACAUGACAACCGCACGCGCUGAGUUGGAGGCGAAAGUCGCGGCCCUCACAGCUGAGCGAGAGGCUGCAGCCGCGGCACUUGCGGGGCAACAAAACGAUCAAGAACGGCAGCAAGCACAGUUUAACGCCGAGCAUUCUACUAUGGUGGCACGCUUGGAGGCAGUUGAGCAAGAGCAUGCCGAGCUUCAAACGCUGCAUUCCGAGCUGGAGGCGGGCUUACGGGAGGCCCAAGAAGGCCUGAGAGAACGAGGCGCUUGGACAAAGCUGCAAGCAGAGGCUAUGCGGGGUCAGGUUGAAGCCCUGCAGCGCGGGUUGGAACAAACUACGGAAAAUUUGACGCGAGCAAGGCGCGAGCGAGAUGAAUGGCGCGACCAGUGCCAGCGGGGUGCCAAGGAAGUCCAAGUACAGCGUGCUCUGGCAGACCAGUUACAAGCACGCCUGGAUCAAGCCCUGCAGCACGUGAAUCAAGCUACGCGUGAGCAAGCACUUGUUCGGCGAGACCUUGUUGAGGUGGCUUCGAAGCUGUGCUGCGAGCCUGAUGGCGUACUUGAGCGCCUGGAAGAACGAUUCGCCCAAGCCGCUAGCGUCGCGGAGCGCUUGACAGAGGCUGAGAACCGCAACAAUCUUUUGGUGGUCCAACUGGAACGCGUCCAGCGACAGUUACAACACAUGCAAGAGCAACAAGACUGGACAUUGGUAAGCAGCGCGAUGCGCGGCAAGUCCUAA